AUGGAAAGAGAAAUACAAGUUUGGUGGGAUGUGGCCACAUUAGACUUUUACGUAAACAACAACAUAGUGCCUAGAGGUCUUAGACUUUUCAAAAAAUCAACAUACAAACGACAUGACUUAACAUUAUUAAAAAAAUGGGACCAACUUUUGGACAAAGGAUCCCUAUUAUUGAUGGUUUUUCUGAUCAAUGAAAAAAAGAAAGACCUAACACAACUAGACUUAGAGAUAACGGAACUUAAAGCCUCCAUUCGCCCCCUAGUGGAGAAUGGGGAAUACACAGAACUCUUGGACAAAAUUGAACGGAGAGUAAAAGACAUAGAGUCCAGUAUUAGAGAAAAUAAAAGAAAGAAAAUAAUGAGAGACCAAAAUGAUUACAAGACAAAAACACAGAGAAAUUGGAAAAGAGAUAUACCAAGACAAAGAUUCAACCACCUCAACACUUAUGAAACCAACUAUCGACUACAACCACAACGAUAUUUAGACCGGAAGGAAACAUUGAUCUCCCAAAGAACUCCCACACAAUACUCCAAUGGAUCCAAUUAUAAUAACAGAUUUGGACACAAUAACCAGGGACAAUCCCGAUCUUACCAUCAUAUGCAGAUGAGACCAAAACAUCAGGGAAGAUACCAGUCACAAUGGAAUCCGGACUCCCGCAUUCCAGAUCAGGACUCCCGUACAUACCAAAAAAGAAACUGGAGACCCAAUGAUUAUUCACAUCAACCCAUUACAGAUACAAGAACUCCAGUACAUGAUCACACCAAUGUUCAAACUACUGCACCUACUCGAGAUCAACAACCAGCCUCCAGUCAACAUAUGGAAAAUGAUUUUUUAGAGAAACGGGGGAGGAUUCCCCCCAAGAAAUUCGCAAUGGAAGACUUCAGGUCCCCGGACAUGAGAAAGAAAAGAACUAUAAGAGAAACAGAAGAAGAAGCAGAACAACAAGAAAAUCCAAAAAAAAAAAAAAAUCCAAUCCAACAGAAAAGGAGGAGGUAA
Molecule: messenger RNA, 993 nt
Organism: Pelobates cultripes (western spadefoot toad)
Lineage: Eukaryota; Metazoa; Chordata; Amphibia; Anura; Pelobatidae
Source: the annotation of a GenBank genome assembly